GGAAAACCAUAUCCUCGGUACGCAUGUGCAAGUCGAGCUUGCCUUGGCAAAGUAAAGCGCAGAUUCGGGGCAAGUGGUGCCAUGACGGAGACGGACCAAACCCAUCAUGGUCACCACCACUACGACCAGGAGGUGGUUGCUCCAGUGGGCUCCCCGCCCUCCAAAGCCACAUUCGAUAGUGUAUCGGUCUUCGCCGACGCCGUUCUCGCCUGAGCCGGGCGGAGGAGACGCCUCGAUAGGGUCCGCCGCCCGGCGCAGGGCAACUCCACUCGGAAGCGACAGCCACCACCACCACAAUCAACCUCCACCAAGGGAAUCCUCCGUGGCCGCCGCCGCCCGGCCGGUCUUGCUGGGUGCUGCCGGCCAAUUGUUCCCGUUCUCCAUCGUCUUGUCUGCCCCGGCUAGCGGGCGCCUAGACUAGCGUCGUCUCCCUCCUCCACCAACGUUCUUGCAACACCCCCGAGUGGGCAGCCAACUCAAAAAUCACAUACCAAGAGGAGCCAGAGUCGUCUAGGCC
This is a messenger RNA of Microdochium trichocladiopsis, 517 nucleotides long. RefSeq lists its product as uncharacterized. NCBI's taxonomy places the organism in Eukaryota, Fungi, Ascomycota, Sordariomycetes, Xylariales, Microdochiaceae. The transcript has a single exon. The record is from RefSeq and is a predicted model, not a curated record. The coding region runs from base 107 to 421 and encodes 104 amino acids.